UUGCAUUUCCCUCAAAAGGCGUUCUUCCGCAGCCAGAACUCUCUACCAGUUUCAGCUGUUCUACACACCACUCGUCAAAUCGCAAAUAAUACUCCACCUAAUCUUCAGGCAAGCCGACUGAUUGCCCUUCACAUGUCUACUCGACAGACGAUCCGCGAUUCAAGCCAAAAUAGUAUUAGCAAGGGUAGUACUAUUAACAUGAAUGAAAACAAUAAUAUCCAAAAUCCACUGGAAAAGGAAGCCAAUGCGAAUUCGCUCACUGUUGAUAACGGCUUGAGCACUGAUGUGCUAGGCAAGAUCUAUCCCUCUCAUGACCCUACAGGGAGUCAAUUGACAGUCUCUCUCCCAGUUGCUGACGAGAAUGGCGUUAAGGAUACCCGAGAAGCAAUGGUUACAAGACCAGUUCGCCUUUCAAUCAACUAUGUACCUCUCACUCGACCCUUCUAUCCUGCGGUGACUAGGUAUCCAAAGUUCAUCGUCGAUUUUCAAAUGCGCGAGCGAGAACGUAUUCGAGCUGAAGAAAAAGAAUAUCUCAAACAACGGUUUGUUUAUACCUGUAAUCUAAUACUCGGAGGAAAGGAAAAUGUCAGAAUAUGUGGGUUAUUUGGCUAG
This is a messenger RNA of Protopolystoma xenopodis, 612 nucleotides long. The record is from the annotation of a GenBank genome assembly. Lineage: Eukaryota; Metazoa; Platyhelminthes; Monogenea; Polystomatidea; Polystomatidae.